GAAGGUGUGUGAGUAUUUCAUUUGGCUACCCGUUGCAGGAUGUUGGAUACACUUCGUUUUUAAACUACUACAUUUUGUAGAGGAGAAGAGGACAGCAUCUAGUGGAUGAACGCUUCCGGGUCCUUUUUACGCGCCCCCCUCCUCCAGGACUCUUCAGAAACUCCCCAGGAAGAGUCCUCCACCAUGGUGUCCUCCAUACAUUCUAAAAGGCUGAAGUAUCUAUCGCUGGGAGUUCUGGUUUUGCAGACCACCUCACUGGUACUCACCAUGCGCUACUCCCGCACUCUAAAGGAAGAUGGCCCUCGCUACCUCGCGUCAUCCGCUGUAGUGUCCGCCGAGGUGAUGAAGAUCAUCGUCUGCACCCUUCUGGUCUUCAUGGAGAACAAUUUGAGUGUGCGGGCCAUGAAGCAGCUGUUGAAGGAGGAGAUUGUGAGCAAGCCUCUGGAGACCAUGAAGCUGGCCAUUCCUGCAGGAAUCUACACACUGCAGAACAAUCUACUCUAUGUUGCCUUGUCCAACCUGGAUGCAGCCACAUAUCAGGUGACGUACCAGUUGAAGAUUUUGACCACAGCGCUGUUCUCCGUCUCCAUGUUGGGCAGGAGGUUGGGUUUCUAUCAAUGGCUGUCCCUUCUCGUCCUUAUGGCCGGAGUCACGUUAGUACAGUGGCCCACGGGGUCUGGAGGAGAUUCAGAACAGAAAGUCCUGUCGGCCAGCGCCCAGUUUGUGGGUCUGAUGGCUGUGCUGAUGGCAUGCAUUUCCAGCGGCUUUGCUGGGGUUUACUUUGAGAAAAUUCUCAAGGAGACCAAACAGAGUUUGUGGGUUCGUAACAUUCAGCUGGGUUUGUUCGGGUUUGUCUUUGGUAUAUUAGGAAUGAUGGUGUAUGACGGCAGGCGAGUGACACAAUCUGGAAUGUUUCAAGGCUAUAGCAAGAUCACUUGCACAGUCGUUGUCUUACAGGCUUUAGGAGGCUUAGUCAUAGCGGUGGUCAUUAAAUAUGCCGACAACAUCCUGAAAGGGUUUGCUACCUCUUUGUCCAUCCUCGUGUCCACGCUGAUCUCAUAUUUCUUGUUGGAAGACUUCAACCCUACUAGUGUGUUUUUCUCAGGGGCAACACUGGUUAUUGCAGCUACAUUUUUGUACAGCUACGAGCGCAGACCUGCCAGUGGCAGCGCUGUAAAAGUAUAACGGAGAGAAGACCUCCCGCCAGCAAAACACAAACGGAGCAGGACUCUGUCAAGUGCUGGAACAAGAUGGAUGUGUUGGGAAUAAAGACUGUUACUGUCAAUCUGCAAAUGACUGGACAGGUAUGCCACUGCAUCGCUGCAGAUUUGCUCAUGAAAUGCAGUGUUGUGUAAACAAAGGAUAUUUCUGUUUUUAAAAAAAAAAAAAAAAUAUUGUAGUAGCUCAUUGCUGGCAGGACUUGACUGGAUAUCUUAAUUUAUUAAAGGAUCAGUUAUUGUCUACAAAGAAGUACGAGUUUUCUUUUUUUUUUUUUUUAAAGCUGGUGUUUAUAGUGGAGAGUGUGUCAACCUCAGAGGAAAAAAAAUGAUGAUAAAGGAUUUAAAGAUUAUGUCAAGUGAAUUUGAAUAUUUGUUCCUCCUUCAUAAAACCAGAAAGCUGUUUGGAUGAAUCCUCUUCAGUGCUUUUGCAAACUACAUUUCUACCCCUAGCAUAGUGCAGUUAGCCUAGCUAGCGGUGCCUACGCUGUAAAAAAAAUGCAUCUUUACUAGAUGCCAUUUACAGAACAGCUCAAACGAUUCAUGUAGUGUGAGCGCAGGCUGAAUAAGAUUUAACAUGUUUUGAAAAUUGUUCUGUCGAUCCAGUAGACCCCAAGAAACCCCAAUCCAGUCUCUAUAGCAACAGACAAAUGUUGCUGAGUGAGUCGCGGUGCAGCAACACAAGAUCCACGCUCAACCAAUAAAACCUGCCAGAGCAUCUUUUCACUAUUUA
Syngnathus typhle (broad-nosed pipefish) is the source of this 1950-nucleotide messenger RNA. It is a transcript of the gene slc35a3b, whose product is annotated as solute carrier family 35 member A3b. NCBI's taxonomy places the organism in Eukaryota, Metazoa, Chordata, Actinopteri, Syngnathiformes, Syngnathidae. Gene Ontology annotation, molecular function: UDP-galactose transmembrane transporter activity. The coding region runs from base 106 to 1185 and encodes 359 amino acids. The record is from RefSeq and is a predicted model, not a curated record. The transcript has 8 exons. Gene Ontology annotation, cellular component: Golgi membrane. Gene Ontology annotation, biological process: pyrimidine nucleotide-sugar transmembrane transport.